AUCGAGUUCAAAUAUGCUUGUUAGGCAUUUACGAUUAGUUCACGGUUACUUGCCUGGAAAAAAUCUCCGGCUUAAAUGUGCUCAGACUGGAUGUGGCUGUGCGUUUGGUACGUUUUCUGGUUUUAGGAAACAUUUAAACACAAAACACACUGAGUAUAUUGACCAACAGGUUGACCCUGAUGUUUAUUUAAGCAGCAUUGGAGAGGCAGUGACCACUAAUGUAGAGGAGACAGCUACAACGUCACGGACAGUUAAUGAACACGAGGUAGCCACAUCUACUCUGUUGAAAAAGUCCAACAGGAGCACUCUAGAUAUGUGUGCCUCUGCUGUUGCACAACUAAAAGCAGCUGGAUUAAGUCAAUCUACUGUAAAUAGUUUUGUUUCCUCCAUGGAAGAAGUGUUUUUUGAGAUUCAAAGUCAAGCUACAGAUGCAGCUUUGCAGUGCUUAUCUCCACAGGAAACUGAAAAUAAGAACAGAAUAGAACAAUCUUUGCAAAAGUUGGAAAACCCUUUCACACCCUUAAAUUCAGAAGCUAAACGAAAUAAACACUUCAAAGAGAAAUGGGGAAUCGUAGAACCUGUUGAAAAGGUGCUUGGCACAAGAUUUGACAGCAGAAGAAACAAAACAACUGGGACAUACGAUCAGGUCGUUGUAACUGACAAGUUUGCAUAUAUUCCUAUUUUAGAAACACUAAAGGCCAUUUUUCAAAACCCAGAACUUGCAGACAUGUUCAAGCCCAGGCACAUGCCCAAGGAAGGUGUGUAUGCAGACUUGAGAGAUGCCGCCUAUUUUAAAAAAAGUCCCUUAUUCUCUAUAGAAAAAGAUGCCAUACAGAUCCAGCUAUUUUAUGACGACUUUGAAACAGCAAACCCCUUGGGGUCUAAAAAGGGUAUACACAAAUUAGGUGCUAUAUACUUUACAUUAAGGAAUUUUCCCCCAAUCUUUAAUUCAUCAUUGAUAAAUAUUCAUUUGGGUGCUCUUUUCCAUGCGCAGGACAUCAAGCGUUAUGGUUUUAAUUUGAUACUUGAGCCACUUGUCAGUGAUCUUAAAGUACUCGAGACAGAGGGACUUAAAGUUCCCAGAUUGAAAGAUGUGAUUCACGGUACCAUAGUUCAGGUCACUGGUGAUAAUCUUGGGUUGCAUGGUUUAUUUGGCUUUGUGGAGUCAUUUGGGGCAAGGUAUUGUUGUCGUUUCUGUCUCCUUGAGAAAGAUUGUUUUCAAACUGUGUUCUGUGAAGAUGAUCCAAAAGUUGUACUACGAACUAUCGAGAUGCACAAACUGCACUGUCAAACUUUACAAACAGAUCCUACACUACCUCAUAUCUAUGGUGUCAAACGCAUUUGUCUGCUGAAUUCACUACAGUAUUUUAAUACAGCCAACAAUUUUUCUGUAGAUAUAAUGCACGAUAUUUUAGAAGGAGUUGCUCAGUUUGAAGUCAAACUUGUCCUGCAGUACAUUAAGGAAAACUUCCUAAAUGCUGAACAACUGGCUGGUAGAAUACAUGCUUUUGACUAUGGAUACAAUCAGCAGCGAAACCGUCCACCUAGAGUAAAGUUGUUUGAUGGAAGUAAUGAUUUGGGGUUGAAUGCUAUACAGUCUUGGUGCUUAUUACGUAAUAUGCCUUUGCUAUUUGGUGAUUUAAUACAGUCAGAUGACCAGCACUGGCAUCUUCUACUUUUGCUUCUACACAUUGUUAACAUUGUAUUUUCCCCAGUCCUUACAGAAGGCAUGACCAUUUACCUCAAACAUUUAAUCAUUGAUCAUCAUCAGCUCUUCAAGCAGUUGUUUCCUGCAAUCAAUCUCUUACCAAAGCAUCACUUCAUGAUUCAUUACCCUCGUAAUAUAAAAAACAUCGGCCCAGUUCUGCACAUGUGGUGCAUGCGUUAUGAAGCUAAACAUAAUUUUUUUAAGAAGCAAUUAAAAAGCUUUAAAAAUGUAACAAAAACAUUAGCCAAAAAGCACCAAAGUUGUAUGGCAAUGUAUCGAGAGUCCUUUAGCAAGGAAAGAUUAACUUUAGGUUCGGGAAGAUGGUAACACUUAGUGAGCUCAAAGAAGGUCCCGAGAUUGCUUUAAAAUGUGGGUCUGUAUUGUCUACCAGUGUGUUUUCUGCCAAGUGGAUCAAACAUCAUGGUACAGAGUACCGCCGUGACUUCAUUAUCUGUACUGAGGUAGCAUUUGAGAUGCCUGUAUUUUGUAAAAUCAAAAUUAUUGCUGUGAAAGAUGACUGUGUAUUGCUCUGUGGAAAACUGAUGGAAACAGUGUGUUUUGAUUACCAUUACUAUGCCUUUAAGGUCAGGAUGCAUCCAGACAGGGUUCAAAAGGUGAUCAACAUUACUGAACUGUGUUACUUUAAACCUUUUGAUGUUCAAAUGAAGUAUGGAACGACAGAUUCCUCCUUGUAUGUUGUUCCCUAUUGCCAUUUUAUGGAAACCUAAGGUCAAUGUUUUAAAAAAGGGAUUUGUAUUCUUAAUAUAUUUUAGCCUGACAUAGUUGAGCUGUUAAUAAAAAUUUGAAAUGCA
Messenger RNA from Coregonus clupeaformis (lake whitefish), 2520 nucleotides. RefSeq lists its product as uncharacterized. NCBI's taxonomy places the organism in Eukaryota, Metazoa, Chordata, Actinopteri, Salmoniformes, Salmonidae. The transcript is spliced from 2 exons. The coding region runs from base 14 to 2035 and encodes 673 amino acids. The record is from RefSeq and is a predicted model, not a curated record.